This is a messenger RNA of Cryptomeria japonica (Japanese cedar), 999 nucleotides long. Its product is annotated as glutathione S-transferase F13. The record is from RefSeq and is a predicted model, not a curated record. Bases 37 to 672 code for a protein of 211 amino acids. Gene Ontology annotation, molecular function: glutathione binding; glutathione transferase activity. The transcript is spliced from 3 exons. Gene Ontology annotation, cellular component: cytoplasm. Lineage: Eukaryota; Viridiplantae; Streptophyta; Pinopsida; Cupressales; Cupressaceae.
UUGGAGAAGUAUAGCAAUCUUCAACUUGGAUGCAAAAUGGUGAAGAUCCAUGGUCUGCCUUUCUCGACUUGCACAACCAGAGUGUUGGCAUGCUGCCAUGAAAAGGAGGUCGAGUAUGAGGUUAUCCCCGUUAAUCUCAUGGCAGGCGCUCACAAACAAAAACCUCAUCUUGAUCUCAAUCCCUUUGGACAGAUACCUGCACUUCAAGAUGGAGACUUAACCCUAUUCGAGUCCAGGGCAAUCACAAGGUAUUUGAGCAAGCAGCAGCAGGGCACUGAUCUCUUAGGAGGUACAGUAGCAGAGCAAGCCAUGGUGGACGUGUGGUGUGAGGUGGAGGCACAGCAAUACAAUCCCCCCUGCAGUGCUGUUGUGCAGCAGAUUGUCAUAAUUCCAGCGAAAGGAGGAAAGACAGACGAGGAGGUAGUGAAGAUUAACUUGGAGAAGCUGAGCAAAGUGUUGGAUGUGUAUGAAGAGAGGCUGGCUAAACACAACUACUUGGCAGGGGAUUUCUUCAGCCUGGCAGACCUUCACCAUCUGCCAUAUACUCACUACUUAGUGCACGCUGCAAGAAAGGGAGAACUCAUAACUAGCAGACCCCAUGUCAGUGCUUGGUGGGAACGCAUCUCUACCCGACCUGCCUGGCAAAAGGUCUCACAAAACAUGAAGAGAUAAAUACCUUUUGACCCUUUCACCGAGGUUUGAAAUGCUGAUAUCUCUUAAUAGCAGGAGGAUAUCAUGUUCUGCGCAAAUAAAAACUAGUAUGAUAUCAUGUUUCUUUAAAAAUUUGUGGAGAAAUAUAAUCGAGUUAGAUUAAAAUUUAAGUUUUUGGUUUAAAUUGUGUGUUUUGUAAAUGAAGAUUUGGAUUACAUUCAGUGAUUAUUAUUAGGAAGAGGAACCGACAUGAGCUUCCACAAACCAUGAAGUAGAUGUAAUUGCAAAUUUUUGGUUGAAAUUGUGAAUUUUUUCCAAUCAAUAUUUCAGAUCAAGUUUUUGGUUUAA